AUGUCAGCUCAACACAAACCCCUUUAUUCACAAGGUCUCAACUUUGGCAGCUACAUCAGUGACGGUGUAGAUGCUCGGACUGGUCAAUUCACCUGCUCCAUCGCUCUCUUCAAGGCGCCCGCUGAGGCACGGAACUGCCCCCCUCUCAACCUCACUCUCAGCUACAACCCGCUCAGCCUGUAUAAUGUCGGGUUUGGUCUUGGAUGGUCUCUGAACCUGUCGUCGUACAAACAUCGCUUGCAGUCGCCGAUGUUGUAUCUCUCCACUGGCGAGCACUUUCAGGUGGAUUCUCUCGGCACGCUCACCAUCAAGGACAAAAGGCUAGACAGCUUCACAUUCAGCGGGGGAAGCGGAGGCACAACCCACCAGAUCAUCUACAAGAGCGGGCUCAUCGAGAGACUUUCCAACUUUCACAACACCUAUAGCGUGUCUGUUCCUGUCGAGAUACAAGCUUCCACUGGCCAGGCUUUGAGGUUGAGCUGGACACAAGACGGCGAUGGUACGCCGCUGCUUACGGCAAUCAGCCAUGGUUCCGAAUCGUUGCUCGAGAUAAAAUAUCGAAGCAACCAAGUGCUGGUAACUCGUGCUCCAGGUACAAAAAGUGCUUGUGUUACGACACUUACGUUGCACGACGGUCUCCUGACCGAAAUGCAGCUGCCACAGGAGGAGGCGCGGCUACAGCCAUGGGAGUUUUUCUACACCGAGUACCUAGUCAAGUCCACGAGUCUGCAACGACUGACGCGCGUGAAAGAUCCUGCAAAGCUCGUGAGCGCGGUAGAGUACGAGCCGCGGGGGCACUUGUUGCCGACAGGUGGUCCUAUGGAGGCUAUCCCGCGCGUUCUUGUACACACAAAGAAGCCGGGGCAUGGCCAGCCUGCACUUGUUACCCAUUACACCUACUCACCAGAGAACUUCUUUGGCUUUGGAGAUGUGCAGAGCUGGCAGGACGGCGUGGAUAACUUGUACCGCGCCUCCUCCCACUACAAGUACACGGCAACCAUGUCCGUCGAUGACGGGCCGAAGACGACGUAUACUUACAACAAAUUCCACCUUUUGGUUGAGACAAAGCGCGAACAAGGAUUGACCGUUGUCAACUAUGCCGUUGACUACAAGGUAGAUACGGCCGCUGUGUUUGAGCGGCAAAGGAAGAGUUUCCAACUCCCAACAAGGAUCACCACGACGUACGAGGACCAUGGGGGAAGCAACGCACGGUCGCGCAUCGAGACGACAGAGCACGAGUACGAUGACUGGGGAAAUCCCAUAUCCGAGACAGACAAGACCGGCGUCUGCACCAAGCGAGAAUAUUAUCCUCCACAGGGUGCUGGAAAAGCCGGCGAGGAACUGUUUUGCCCCGCAGAUCCUGGUGGAUUCUGUCGAUACGUUAAAAAGGAAACAGUGUAUCCAUCCAAACAUAGUGGCUUGGUUCCAGCACCAACGCACACGCGCCAGUACAACUAUUUACAGCUGCCCAUGGUCACUGGACACGGGAGCUUUGUUGCGGCUCGAGAGAUGCAGCUCAAGGAUACCGCAAAGAACAAGACGUUGCUAUCCAAAACCUACGAUUAUUAUCAGGAUGCAAAACUAGGGUACCGGGACCAUGGAAGGCUGAAAAGUGAAGCGACUGCCAUUGCAGGACAUGAACCGACAACGGAUGCCUUCACCUACAGCUACAGCCCCUGCAAUGGCAUGGUCACAAAGUUUACAAAUACUAAAACUUGGGAUGGUCAAUUUACCACGGCACAGAAUGUCACAUAUAGCCUUUUAUCGGGGCGGGUGCUCUCGCGAACAAACGCCCAAGGCGUGAGUGAUGUGUUCGAGUACGAUGGAAUGGAUCGCCUAGUGAAAGCCACGGCGGCCUCAGAAACUCCGCACAAGGCAACACGGCAGGCAGAGUACCAGAUUUCGAAGGAAAAGGCAGGCUCGAUAGUACUGAUCACGGACUCGAAGGGCAUGAGAACGAAGCAGACAACGGAUGCCUUGGGGAGACUUUGCCGUGUCGAGGCGCAAGGCGACAUUGGCGGACCGUUGCGGCUUAUCGAGGAAAGAAGCUAUAACAAAAUUGGGCAGUGCGUUGAAAUCGUCAAAUAUGACUGGAUCGGCGACAUAGGUGGCCAAGCAGCAGCACAAAGCCAUCAAAGCAAGACAAGAAUGGAGUAUGACGACUGGGGUCAAGUCUGCAGGACUGUCAAGAGCAGCGCCGGGUCCAAUUUGUCCGCUUUCUUGUCCAUCAAAGAUCCUAUCUAUCUCACCCAAGUGGAAGGAAUCGAGGGUCAAGGACGGACGAGAAGUUCGUCUGACCUCUUCGGAAAUGUCACUUGCGUGGAGUUGCUGCGCAAGGAAGGUACCGGGAAACACCAACCUUACAGCACUACAAACUACAAGCAUGACGGUUUGGGUCGUCUAGUCCAGAAGACUGACCAGUUUGGUCACUCAAAUCAUUAUGAACUCGACGACUACGGCCGUGUGGCACAGACCACUGGCCCGGACGGCAGCAUCAUCAAGACCGUGUACGAAGGGCACUCCAGCAGUUCAUUGCCAAUUGCCGUCGAGGUUGGUCACUCAGCAACCCAAAAGACCAAGAAUCAGGUUAUGGGCCAGCGAUCGCUGGAUGGGUUGAGUCGUGUGGUGAAACAGACCGUCGGAGGACGCGUAGAGAGCCAGAUAUACAAUGGAAUUGCGCCAGGCCCGAGCACAGUCGUUGCACCGACAGGAGAAAGUAAAACGGCCGUUUACAACGUCGCGCUGGCAAACAGCCUUACCAAACUGCAAAGUCCCGACGAGGUUGCCACGUUUGACUAUGAUGAGCAAUCUGGUUUUCUGCUCAACACCAGCAAUUCCGACAUUUCUGCCGAGUGCAAGUACCUGGCAUCUGGGCUGCCCAAGUCGGAAAGGAUCAAGGUCAGAGGGCUCCAGCGGGAGCUAUACACCGCCAGGACCUAUUCGAUGGCUGGCAAAUUGGCAGCAUACACCAAUGUACAUGGGAAAGUGGAGGAUCGCGUCUAUGAUGGGUUCGGAAGGCUUACGGGCGUGAAACACGGUAGCGUCACGGUUACGUUGCAGUAUGAUGCAAGCAAUGGGCUGGCCUCCAGCCGCGUCGUUGACGAAUUGACCAAGAAAAGCGUCGGUAUUAAAAGGGAACGCGAUGAGUUUGGCCGUGAGAUUAAGCGCACGAUCAGUCAUGGGAGCUCAGAAAAGACAAGCGUCAGUUGGGUGAUGAGCCAAUCGUUCAAUGAGCUGGGGCUAAUGACUGAGCGCGCGAUCAAGACUGGGGGAGGUUCAGUGUUGCGCAAGGAAUCCUUCGCGUACGAUGAACGCGGGAGACUCGUCAGCUACAAAUGCACCGGCUCCCGGCCACCAGCGGACGAAAAGGGAAAGCCGAUCAAAGCGCAGCAGUUCGUCUUCGAUACCUAUGACAACAUACAACAGAUGACGACCAUCUCCCAAGACAAUUCUCAGAACGUCCGAAGCUACGCCUUUGGCAAAGAUGACCCAACGCAACUGGUUGGCAUCACCAACACAGAUUCCCGCUUCCCAGCCAAGAUCGACCUGGUGUAUGACAAGAAUGGGCGCUUGACACGGGACGAAGAGGGCAGGAGACUUGCAUACAACAGCCGGAACGCCUUGGUGGCAGUGACGGAUGCGACAGGAAAGUUUAUACUCAGCAAGUAUCGGUACGACGCCUCGGGCAGAUUGAUCUGUCAGGAGGCUGGCGGGAAGAGCACUUACUUUUUCUACCGCUCCAACGAGCUCAUCGCCAUGAUCAGAGACGGCUUGAAGAUCAGCUUUCUCUCUAAUGCGGGGGAGUAUUUCGCACAGAUCUCUGAGGGAGACGGUGCCAAUAGCACAUCCGCUGUCCAGCUCUGGGCCACCGACGGGCACUUGUCUGUUCUGGGGUCUGUCGAAACUGCCCUGCCGACCGAGGACGUGCAGUAUCAGCAUUACAGCCCGUAUGGAUCUGGCCGUGGCGAGGCCAUCAUCGGCUACAAUGGCCAGUAUCGCGACCCCGUCAGCGGCUGGUACCACCUCGGCCACGGGUACCGGGUAUACAACCCUGUCCUGAUGCGCUUCCACACGCCCGAGCCGCUGAGCCCCUUCACCACUGGCGAGAUCAACGCCUACGCCUACUGCCUGGGCGACCCCAUCAACCGGACGGACCCCACGGGCCACAUGAGCGGCCGGAACUGGGCAAUGCUCGGGGUCGGUCUCGUGGUUGGCAUCCUGGUCGGCAUCGCCACAGCCGGCCUCAUCAUCGCCCCGACCGGCGCCAGCAUCGCGGUCGAGGUGGGCGCCUUUAUCGCCUCCGGAACCGCCUCCGACGUGCUCACGGGCGCCGUGUACGACGUGGCCAACGGCAAACAGCCAACGCUCGAGAGCAUCGGAGAGGACGCUGCCAUGGGCGCCAUCGGCGGUGCUGUUGCCGGUGCCGCGGGCGUCGCCCUCCGAGCCGUCGUUGGGCUGGGAGUAGUCCAGCGCGCGCUCCGUCCGAUUACAAGCCGCUGGCAGACUUUGCAAGUUGGCUUGCGACUGGCCAAGACGGAGAGAGCCGAGCGCGUGUUUGAACGUCAAGCCAUGGGCGGGCAGACGGUGGCCAAAAGUCGGCCCGGUGGCGCCGAGUUCAGGUUUGCUGCCUGGAUACGGAGCCUCGGUCGUGGGGAGAGGGGCUACUAUAGCUUUGAGGAUAACUGGCCGCCCUUCCACGACAACAGACCAUUGCUUCGAAGCGCAAGCCAAGUAUCGAGAGAUUCAGAACUGAAGAUGGAUUAUACGUACUUGAACCUGUACGACAAUUGGCUUUACCAUGAACCUUGGUAG
Molecule: messenger RNA, 4812 nt
Organism: Cordyceps militaris CM01
Lineage: Eukaryota; Fungi; Ascomycota; Sordariomycetes; Hypocreales; Cordycipitaceae
Product: RHS Repeat protein
Exons: 2
Coding region: 1-4812 (1603 amino acids)
Source: RefSeq, a predicted model, not a curated record